CUUUUGCAUCAAUCCUCGUCAUGAAACUAAAAGAAUUGGAAAGCAUUUUACAAGACUGUGAAGUAUUUAGCGAUCCCAAGAUUCAUUUCGAACAAUAUCCUACUACUGCUCAUUUGGCUGCACGAAUGUUAUAUACGGCUGAUACGGUGUACAAUGAUAUAGAGGAUAAGGCUGUAGGUGAUUUUGGUUCUGGAUGUGGGAUACUGAGCAUAGCUGCUAAUAUUUUAGGUGCUGGAUAUAACGUAGGAUUUGAUAUUGAUCCUGACGCUAUUGCCAUUGCUCAACAAAACAGUGAGGAAUUCGAAACCGACAUUGAUUUUGUAUUAACGGACCUCAGUGUGGACUCUCAACUAUUGGAUAGAUACAAAGGCUCUUUGGAUACUAUAGUCAUGAAUCCACCUUUUGGGACCAAGAACAAAGGUGUAGAUAUGGUGUUAUUGAAAAAAGCAAUUGAAUUAUCAAACCAUGCUGUCUACUCUUUACAUAAAACAAGCACACGAGAACAUAUUAUGAAAAAAGCCAAGGAAUGGGGUGUCACUUGUGAAGUGGUGGCAGAAAUGAAGUUUGAUGUCCCAAUGAUGUACAAAUUCCAUAAAAAGAAAUCUGUUGACAUUGCUGUGGACUUCUUGCGAUUUGAAAAACUCCAAUGACCGUGUUGAUACUUCCCAAUCAGUGCGAUUGGCCGAUUCCUUGAUUCAUCUAUUCAUCUGUUUACAUUCAUUUUAUUUGAUUAUAUUUAUUCUACAUACUGAUCAAUAGAUAGAAACUUUGUACUAUAGACAUUUACAUCAUUUAUAUUCUUUUACCUAUCAUUUCAUCUUUUUUUUUUUUUAAUAAAUAGAACAUGGGUAUUCA
Messenger RNA from Halteromyces radiatus, 855 nucleotides. RefSeq names its product S-adenosyl-L-methionine-dependent methyltransferase. Gene Ontology annotation, biological process: rRNA methylation. The coding region runs from base 21 to 650 and encodes 209 amino acids. NCBI's taxonomy places the organism in Eukaryota, Fungi, Mucoromycota, Mucoromycetes, Mucorales, Cunninghamellaceae. The record is from RefSeq and is a predicted model, not a curated record. The transcript has 6 exons. Gene Ontology annotation, molecular function: rRNA (adenine-N6-)-methyltransferase activity; nucleic acid binding.